Molecule: messenger RNA, 495 nt
Organism: Mesorhabditis spiculigera
Lineage: Eukaryota; Metazoa; Nematoda; Chromadorea; Rhabditida; Rhabditidae
Source: the annotation of a GenBank genome assembly
AUGUCUGUAACGCUCCACACAACACUUGGUGACAUCAAAGUCGAGCUCUACUGUGAUAGGUGCCCGAAGACUUGUGAGAACUUCUUGGCUCUCUGCGCUUCCGGCUACUACGACAACAACGUGUUCACGCGCAACGUCAGCGAGUUUAUGGUACAGACUGGUGACCCGACAAAUACAGGAAAAGGCGGACAAAGCAUUUGGGGUGGCCCGUUCGACGACGAGCUACACCGGGAUUUGAAGCACGACGCUCGCGGCGUCCUGUCUAUGGCCAAUAACGGGCCGAACAAGAAUCGAUCGCAGUUUUUCAUCACCUACGCCGAGCAGCAGCAUCUCGACUUGAAGUACACGAUUUUUGGAAAGGUAAUCGACGGUUUCGACACUUUGGAAGAGCUCGAAGUGCAGCGCGUCGAUGCCAAAUACAGGCCCCUUGUGGAGCAGCGCAUCCGCGAUGUUACGAUUCACGCCAACCCUAUUGCGGAGAAGCUACUCCAUGAC